AUGGCUUCCCUCAACACUGAGGAUACCCUCCAAGAGCCCUCACCCUCAAGUUCUGAGAAGAAAAAGAAAAGAAAGUGGCCACAGCAAGAGGCCAGCAUCCAAGACCUGACCUUGGCUGGCCACAGGGCCCUCCUGGCUGGCCAGAACCAUGAGGCCUUGACUAGCUUCCAGAAAGCCUUCCUCCUGGCUUCUAAAGCACCACAAACCAGGGACAACCCCAUUCUCUGGGCCUGUGCCUUCAAUCUGGGGGCUGCUUAUGUGGAGACUGGGGACCCAGCCAGAGGCCUUGAGCUGCUCCUACAGGCCCAACCUCAAAAGAAGGCCCAGGGCAGGUGUCAUGGUGACCAGUGUUUCAAUGUGGCUUUGGCCUACCAAGCCCUAGGCAACCUGCCUCAAGCUUUGGCCUGGUACCACAAGGCCCUGGGCCACUACCAGCCACUAGGCGACCAGGGGCAAGCCCAUGCAAAAAUGGGAGCCUGUUACCAGGCCCUGGGACAGCCUGAGCUAGCAGCCCACUGCCUGCAGGAAGCCAGCCAGGCCUAUGCCCAAGCAGAGCAGCCCCGGGCUGCAGCCCUUGCACUGGGGGCUGCAGCGGGCUGUAUGCUGAAGAGUGGGCAGCAUGGGGUGGGUGAAGUGGUGCAGGUGCUGGAAGAGAGCCGGAGGCUUGCUGAGAGGAGCACUGAGCCAGGACUGCUAGGGCGACUCUAUAAUGACCUAGGCCUGGGCUACUCCCAGCUCCAGCUGUUCCCGCUAGCAGCAGAGGCCUUCCUGCAGGCCCUGCCCCUGUGCCGGGGGCCAGGAGAGGAGGCCACGGUGCUAAGAAACCUUGGGAUGGCCCACAAUGCCCUUGGCAACUAUCAGAAAGCCCAGGAGUUUCACCAGAAGGCUGCUGACCUGCAUGGUGCUGUGGGGCAGCGGUGGGAGCAGGGCCGGAGCUUUGGCAGCCUGGCAUUUGCACUGAGCCAGCUGGGGGACCACAAGGCCGCCAGGGACAACUACCUGCAUGCUCUGCAGGCUGCACGGGACACUGGGGAUAUGAAGGGGCAGUGGCAGGCCUGUGAAGGUCUGGGAGCUGCUGCAGCCAGACUGGGGCAGCAUGACCAGGCCUUGAAGUACUAUGAGGAAGCACUGGCCUGGUGUCAGAAGGAGCCAGAUUCUGUACGAGAGCGGCUGGUGGCCAAGCUGGCAGACGCCAUGAGGACCCACUUGGCCCAGGGUGGACUGGUCCCAACUCACACUCUGACCUCAGCUCGAAGCGGGUCCCAGGCUCCAGGUAGGGCCCGCCCAGUAGCAGGUACCCCAGCCAGGGUGGGAAGGGGCACAGAAAUGCAGCACAGAUCUUCAGGUGGAUGGGAAGAAGAGUCAGAGGGCCAUGAGGAGAAAGAGGAAGAGGAGAUGGUUAAUGUUCCCACAUUAUGGGCAUCAAGACGAGAGUGUCCAGGUCCCAGGGCCCAUCUCCCACUUGGAGAACAAGGUCCCCUCAGAAUGGAGAACCCUGGCAUUCUAGUACCCAAUGGCCCCCAAGCCAAUAGCAGUGUGAACAACCUUCACCCAGCUCUGGAGGCCCAUGGGCCAGAGAGGGUAACAGGAGCUGGAACUAGAGUAAGUUUCCUUCUGUUCUCUCCCCAGUCACUCCCACUGGGAAAGCCCCUCUCUGCCUCCUUCAGGUCCCCCAAACAGCCCAGGGAAACCCCCAGCAGAAACCAUCAGAGGAGACACACCAAGUCGGGCUUCUGUAUGAUCAUGUGACCUCACCCAACUGACCACAGCACGGCCUCUACAGUACCUCCCCAACAUGCACACU
This is a messenger RNA of Vicugna pacos (alpaca), 1804 nucleotides long. The record is from RefSeq and is a predicted model, not a curated record. NCBI's taxonomy places the organism in Eukaryota, Metazoa, Chordata, Mammalia, Artiodactyla, Camelidae.